AAGAAGAGGUUGUCAGAAGAGAAAAUAGAAGAGUGAGAAAUGAAUAGCUUAUCCUUUUUUUCUUGAUUUACUUUAAUUACAGUUAAGUUGUUAAACAGUUCUCAAGGUAGAAAAUUAUGAUUAAAAAGAGGAUCAAAAGAGAGAGCAAUUGUCAUGUUUAGUUAUCAGAAGAUAUGCAUAUUGAACUAGUGAGUAAUUCAAAAGGUUGAAGCUGGACGUAUUCAAACGCAAUUACAACAUGUGAGACCCUACCUAAAGUAACUGUCUAUUAUCAUCUGACCAGCAACUGUAACAAAAAAUACAUCAAAACAACUAAUUUUAUUAUCCUUUGUUUUUUGUGCUUUGUUCAACAUCUUUAUAUUUGUCUUUUGAGCCUUCACUUUGUGAUCUUCUGACCGUUUUGGACUUCAAACCUGUGUUACAAAAUGUCUCAACUAAAUGCCGCUGAGUCGGGUCGUUCAAAAAAUUCAUGUUCUGGAUCAUCUUCACAAUUACCUGCCUCAUGUUAUUAUGAAUGCUCUGCGAAAUUAUAUAACACUUGUUUGAAAUCAAUAGUGGCCAAUCUGGAUGAGAUUCACUAUAAUCUCCAUUGUUUACCUGUCCAUAUUCAAAUCGAUUUAUAUUUAGAGAUGUUUAUGAAUGAACGUUGGAAUAAUUUAAUAGAGUAUUUAUCAAAUGUAAACAAUUUUAUUAAUCUUGUCGUGUUUAACAACGGUCAAAGACAAGCGCUUCACAUGUUGCUGCAACGGUUAAUGGACGAAGGAAUAAAUUUAACCGGUGAUUUGUGCAAACAUACGACCAAAGAUGUAGCCUUACUUCGGGAAAGGGCUGAAAAGGCGACCAACCAUGAUAAGACUGGGCUAAGACAGAAUAGGAUAAGAUCAAUGAAAAGAAGUUUCGCAUUAGCAGGAUUCCUUAUAGAGGCUGGAUGGUAUGUUGAAGGAGAAAAAAUUUUAUCAACUUGCCUGACUCUUUAUUUACCAGAGAUUGAUAUUGGAGAUUUAUCUGUUGAAUCAUGGACAUUUCGAAUCAAAACUCGUUUACUUGGAUCUCUUGUAGCUUAUUCACGUUUCAAUGAAGCCACUGAACUUUACAGGGAAAUGCUCCACCAGAUAGAAGUCAACAAUUAUGAAAGCCUUAAGGACCAAUUUGAUGUUGCUCAAGCUUACAGUCAAUUUUCCUGUUUAUUUGUUGCUCAAAGUCUAUACAAAGAGGCCUACAUGUGGAGUUGCAGAGCUUUAAAACACAUUUCCAAUCAGACGCCAAGAAUAUCUUUAAUUGAAAUACUUUUAACGGCGGGACGAUCCUGUGUGGUUAAAAGAGACUUUGAAAGUGCAGAUUAUUUAUUAAGACAAGCUUUACUGGCUGCUAGUGAACAGUUCAAUAUAAACGAGAAAUGUGAUUUCUCAGACAUUUCUCGUUUCCAUCCAAUUGUUGGUGACCUUCUUAUUGCCAUGGGCUACUAUUAUCACAACAUUGAUUCAGUGACACAGUCGGUCAGACUUUACUUCAGUGCUCUCAACUUUCGUAAACAAUAUUUUGGUCUUCACACUCUGUCUGAACAAUGUAUAAAUUUACCAUUAGCAUUAGCUCGUCAAGAUUUAGCUUUUGAAUAUUAUAUCCAAGAAUAUUCAACUGGUAACUUUGAUUUAUGCCUGCAUCACAUUGAACUCGCCAAAAUGUCUUUGGAAACUCUGUUACCUCCAGAUCAUCAUCUACUUACCAAUGCUUUGAGAAUAAAAGCUUUAAUUAUUGAAGAAAUGGCCAUCGACACCAUCGAUAUUGUUGCUAAAACUGAACUAUUGAUGGAUGCUCAUAGGCUUCAUCGAAGAGCUCUAGAUAUAACCAAAAAUCUUCUCGGGGAAAAGAAUUUACAAACAGCCAAACAUUAUUCUAAUUUGGGUAGAUUGUAUCAGAGCAUGCAUCGAUACGAAGACUCUGAAGUUUUCCAAUUGCUUUCGAUUGAGAUAAAGGAAAAAUAUCUCGGUAAAGAUGAUUACGAAGUAGCGCAAUCUUAUGGGCUUCUCGCUUCACUGUACAGCUAUGACAUGGGAUUGUAUCUGCAAGCAGAAAGUUGUUAUCUUAAAGCAAUUGAAAUCGGAACCAAAGUCUUUGGAGGAUCUUACAGCGGCCUAGAGUUUGAAUAUCAAGGAAUCAUAAGGAUUUAUACAAGAACUGGAGAAAGCGAAAAGGUUGAAGAUUUCGUGCAACGAUUGAGAUCAUGGCAAACCCAGCGUAAUUCAGGGGCUACAGUUUCAACAAAGAAAAAUUUAUUCACCUGUUUAUCGGACGAGUCUCUUGGUUUAUUGAAUUUAGAGGAGAUAAAGAAACAUUUCUUUCAUAAUAGAUUGUAUCAAGUUUGAUGGUUUACGUCAGCAAAGAUAUCAAAUUUGUUAUGAUUGUUUACAAAACAAGUUAAUAUACUCAAUUAACAAGAACAAUAGUAAUUAUAAAAACAAACCUUUCAAAAAUUAAAAAUCAUGUCUUCUUGCAUGUCA
Molecule: messenger RNA, 2498 nt
Organism: Tetranychus urticae (two-spotted spider mite)
Lineage: Eukaryota; Metazoa; Arthropoda; Arachnida; Trombidiformes; Tetranychidae
Product: amyloid protein-binding protein 2-like
Biological process (GO): proteasome-mediated ubiquitin-dependent protein catabolic process; intracellular protein transport
Cellular component (GO): Cul2-RING ubiquitin ligase complex
Molecular function (GO): protein binding; ubiquitin-like ligase-substrate adaptor activity
Source: RefSeq, a predicted model, not a curated record